UAUAUAUAUAUAUAUAUAUAUAUAUACACAUUAUAUAUAUAUAAGACUUAAUUAAGUUUUUAUUUACUUUCCAUAUUUGUUCUUCCAUGAAACUCUUAUAUACUAGUUCUUGUUUUUUCAUCAAGUAUAAACUUUUCAUUUGUAACACCCAUAGGUAAAAAAAAGGAAGCAAAAAAGAAAAAAAAUUAUUCUUCAAAUUUUUUUUUGAAUUUUCAAGAAUCAAAGGAGUUUGCUCUAAUUAUGGUAUAAAGUUCUAAACUUUUUUUAUUAUUAAAAAGUGUAUUUUUGAUAUCCAAGUUCUUGUUUUUUUUUUUUUUUUUUUUUUUAUUGUUGUUGUGUGUGUUUUUGGUGUUUGUGUGUGUGUUUGGGUCUGUUAAAACACGCUUUUGAUUUCACCAUUUGAAUUUCAAGAAUCAAAUGAGUUUUGCUCUAUUAAUGGUAUAAAGUUCCCAACUUUAUUAUUCAAAGAAGUGUUAAUUAUUCAUAUCCAAGUUCUUGUUUUUGCUGUGUGUGUGUGUGUUAAUUAUGUUGUUAAGAUCUUGUUUUGUUUCAUUCUUCUUAAUCUUGUUGAUGACUGUUCUGUCUCUGCUGACCUGGCUCUAAUCCCAAAGUUGAUGAAUGUUCUUUACCCCUUUUGAGUUUUGAUUUCACCAUUUUUGAAAUUCAAGAAUCAAUUGGAGUUUUGCUUUGUGUUUAUUGCUGUUAAUUAUGGUGUAUAGAAAGUGUUGAUUUUUGAUACCAAGGUAGUUGUUUUUGUGUUCUUUUUGGUGGUGGUAGUGUUUUUUUUUUUUUUUUUCUUGGUAUCUGUCAAACACCCUUUUGAGUUCACCAUUUGAAUUUCAAGAAUCAUUGGUGUUCAACUUUAUCAAUUUAAAGUCUUGAUUUUCAUACCCAAGUUUUUGUUUUUGUGUUCUUUUUGGUGGGGUUGUCUGUGUUUUUGGUGUUUGUGUGUGUUUCUGUCAAGCACCCUUUUGAGUUCAGCAUUUGAAUUUCAAGAAUCAUUGGUGUUUGGUCUGUUUAUUGUUCCUUAUAUGUUGUAAAAAUCUCAACUUUUAUCAAUUUAAGUUCUUGAUUUUCAUACGCAAGUUGUUGUUUUUGUGUGUAUUUUUUUUUGGUUUAGUCAUUAUGUUGUCAAGAUCUUGUUUCAAUCUGCUUAAUCUUGAUGACUGUUCUGUUGCUGAUCGGGCUCGAAUCCCAAAGUUGAUGAAUGUUCCAGGGAUACUAACAGAUUUUGAUGGAGGAGAAGAGAAAGGAGGAUUUGAAGUUGCUCUUGCUUCUUCACCUGGUGUGACGAAUGGGAGUAGAAGGAUCAUUGUAGCAAAUCAGUUACCAGUGAAAGCUUUUAAGGAUGAAAAAUGGUGUUUUGAAUGGGAUAAAUUUGCUUUGGAUACAUUGAUUUUGCAGCUUAAAGAUGGUUUGCCAUCAGAUUUGGAGGUCAUUUAUGUAGGUUGUUUGAAAGCUGAUAUCGAAUUGAAUGAUCAAGACGAAGUUGCGAACUUCUUGUGGGAGAAAUUUAGGUGUGUUCCAACUUUCUUGUCAUUAGAUUUGAUCAACAAGUAUUACCAUGGCUUUUGUAAGCAUUAUUUAUGGCCUUUGUUUCAUUACAUGUUGCCUGUUACACCUAGUCAUGGUGUAAGAUUUGAUAGGUCUAAUUGGUUGGCAUACGUAUCGGCGAAUAAAAUUUUUGCUGAUAAAGUUUAUGAGGUGAUUAAUCCAGAUGAAGAUUAUGUUUGGAUUCAAGAUUAUCACCUCAUGGUUUUGCCUACUAUGUUGAGGAAAAAGUAUAGUAGGAUAAAAGUUGGUUUUUUCCUUCAUAGUCCUUUCCCGUCGUCUGAAAUUUAUCGAACAUUGCCUGUUAGGGAUGAGAUUUUGAGGGCUUUGUUGAAUUGUGAUCUUGUUGGUUUUCAGACUUUUGAUUAUGCUAGGCAUUUCUUGUCAUGUUGUAGUAGGAUGUUGGGCUUGGAUUAUCGGUCCAAAAGGGGUUACAUUGGUAUUGACUAUUUCGGUAGAACUGUGACUAUUAUGAUCCUUCCUGUUGGUAUUCACAUGGGGCAGAUCCAAAAUGUUAUGUCGUUGCCUGAUACGGGGAAGAAAGCAAAGGAGUUGAAAGAGAAGUAUGCGGGGAAGAUCGUGAUGUUAGGUAUCGAUGAUAUGGACAUGUUUAAAGGGAUUGGUUUAAAGUUUUUAGCAAUGGGACAGCUUUUAGAGCAAAGCCCGGCGUUGAGGGGAAGGAUCGUAUUGGUUCAGAUUACGAACCCCCCAAGAAGUAGAGGGAAUGAUAUCAAAGAGGUUGAAGAAGAGGUUAAGAAGAUCGCUACUGAGAUCAAUAGGAAAUAUGGGGAACCGGGGUAUGAACCUAUUGUUUGUAUUAACGGUCCGGUUUCUACGCAGGAGAAGAUUGCACACUAUGCGAUUUCCGAGUGUGUUGUUGUUAAUGCCGUUAGAGAUGGAAUGAAUUUGGUUCCUUAUGAGUAUACGGUUUCCAGGCAGAGCAGCAGUAAUUUGGAUAAGGCCUUGGGUCUAGGUGAUGGACAACGACGAAAGAGUAUGAUUGUUGUUUCCGAGUUCAUCGGCUGCUCUCCGUCGCUUAGUGGUGCCAUCAGGGUCAAUCCGUGGGACGUUGAGAGUGUAGCCAAUGGUAUGUUUUCGGGAUCCAUGAUGAAUGAGUUGGAGAAAGAAUUGCGUCAUGAGAAACACUACAAAUAUGUUUCUUCUCAUGACGUUGCAUAUUGGGCGAGGAGUUUCGAUCAAGACCUCAAGAGAGCUUGUGGAGAGCAUUAUGGCAAGAGAUGUUGGGGCAUUGGCCUUGGUCUUGGUUUCAGGGUCGUUGCCCUCGGUCCGAAUUUCAGGAAGCUUUCGGUAGCACAUAUUGUCUCUUCUUAUAAAUUGACAAAAAGCAGACUUAUCCUACUCGACUAUGACGGUACUAUGUUGCCAGAGGAUAAGCUCGACAAAGCCCCAAGUGAGGAAGUCAUCUCAAUUCUGAAUGGUUUGUGCAGUGAUCCAAAGAAUAUCGUGUUUAUUGUGAGCGGCAGAGGAAAGGAUACGCUCAGCAAGUGGUUCUCUCCGUGUCCGAAACUUGGCUUGUCAGCGGAGCAUGGUUAUUUCACUAGGUGGAGUAAGGAUUCCGAUUGGGAAUCUCGUCCUGUACCUGCAGACCUCGAUUGGAAAAAAGUGGUUUUGCCUAUUAUGGAGAAAUACACUGAGGCAACAGAUGGUUCGUCGAUAGAGCAGAAGGAAAGUGCACUAGUGUGGCAUCAUCUUGAAGCUGACCCUGACUUUGGUAUUUGGCAGGCUAAAGAGCUAGUUGAUCACCUCGAGAGCGUCCUUGCUAACGAGCCUGUUGUCGUUAAACGAGGCCAGCACAUUGUUGAAGUGAAACCACAGGAUGUAAGCAAAGGUCUAGUCUUUCAAAGCCUCUUGGCCUCGAUGCAAAGCAAAGGGAAGUCCCCCGAUUUCGUUUUGUGUGUAGGUGAUGACAGAUCGGAUGAAGACAUGUUCGAGAGCAUUGCAAGUUCUUUAGACAACAAAUCUCUGUCUGACCACACAGAAGUCUUUGCCUGCACCGUCGGCCAGAAGCCGAGUAUGGCUAAGUACUAUCUGGAUGAUCCAUCUGAAGUCAUAAAAAUGCUUCAAGGCCUUUCAACAGCUAGUGCAGCAAUGCAGCUACCACCUAAGUCGCCGGUCCAUCAAGCCGCCGCCGCCUCCGUUGACGAUCACUCCAUAGAUAAGAGUCCUACAUCCUUUGUAUAGAAAAAAACAUCAUAGAAUUCAGAGGUCAUAUGCAAAGAAACAGUUGAAAGAAACAUAGUUUUAAUAGUUUUUCAGCAAAUUUCCAUUUUCACAGCCAGCCCAUUAGGGAGUUGAAGGUUUAGUACAUUUGUUGGUUCAUAGUUACUCUUAUGACUUGUCUAGGGCAGGUUGUAUACAGUGUAGUUACUGGAUUCUCAAGGUGAUAGUACUACAUUUUUUUGGGUAAAAAUUAUAAAUGGCUCAUUUGAACCU
Molecule: messenger RNA, 4005 nt
Organism: Capsicum annuum
Lineage: Eukaryota; Viridiplantae; Streptophyta; Magnoliopsida; Solanales; Solanaceae
Product: probable alpha,alpha-trehalose-phosphate synthase [UDP-forming] 11
Exons: 3
Coding region: 1126-3753 (875 amino acids)
Biological process (GO): trehalose biosynthetic process
Cellular component (GO): cytosol
Molecular function (GO): catalytic activity
Source: RefSeq, a predicted model, not a curated record